AUGGCAAGAAGAGGUUGCAGUGAGUUUUAUGUUCAUGAAGAUGAGAUAUUGCAGUUCCUAAUGGCCGACAACAGUGACUGCGAGGACAAUCUUCAUCUCGACGAGGAAGAGCAGCAGUUCAUAGCUGACAAUAUUGAAAAUGGCAUAGAUGAAAUCCAAGUAGAAAACUUUUUCAACUCUCCCAACACCAUAGCGCUACGAGACGUGCAACUAAUAGCGCCCUCUGCCGUCAAAUUGGGUGACACAGUGCUACUCGGCUGUAAAUGGACGCUGGAAGGCAAUGAAACGCUGUAUAGUGUCAAAUGGUACAGAGGCAGGCAGGAAUUCUUCAGCUACCUGCCUAAGGAGUAUCCGUUUACGAGGAUCUUCGCGCAGCCUGGGAUUGAUGUUGAUGUGUCCAGAUCGACAUCACAGCAGGUGGUUCUUCGGGAAGCGACUCGCGCCCUCGCCGGUCGGUAUCGCUGCGAGGUGUCGGCCGACGCGCCUUCCUUCCACACGCAAGUGCGAUCAGCAUACAUACAUGUCGUUGAACUACCACCAGAGAAGCCAUCUAUCAAAGCGGAGAAGGGCUGGUACGCAUCUGGCGAUUCUCUUCGCGCGCAAUGUUCCUCGCCCCCCGCAGAUCCUCCUGCAAAUCUAACAUGGCUGCUAAACGGACGAGACGAUGGUGAGGUGUUACCAAGUCAGGACACAGUGGUGCUCCCCACUCCGAGACACCACGACACAUCCGUAGACGAAGAUGCUACGGAUCCAAUGCCCACAGCAGAAACUUCAAAUAAGGUGGCUUCAGUGAGCCAAUUGUCGUUCAUGGUGAGGCCGGACAGCUUCGAGCGCGGGCAGCUGCGGCUUACGUGCAUCUCAAGUGUCCACUCCGUCUACAGUGAGCAGGCCGAGCUGGUUAUCAACGAGGAGCGGCCGCAGAUCGCCUCUGUGCUCGGCACCAGAGACGCUGCUUCAGGUCCGGCGGCAGUUUCAGUCUACCUCGUUGCGUUAAACUUCAUUAUUUCCAUCCACGACAUUAUACUAAGAGUUUUACGAUGAUGUCGGGCCGCGGGCGUCUAAGCUGUCGCUGGAAACAUCCAGAUUGUAAAUAAGAUUUUUUAAAUAACUGAGAUGAAUAUAAUUAAAGAACUUUUGUAGGAAGCCAUCACGUAUACGGAUAUCGUUCGUAUAUCUCUCAAAUAUAGUGUGGAUGUUAGAUCCUAAGGCAUUUUUUGUUGAUCUGUAUUUAGAGUUUAUUUUUCUGUAUUGUUAUGUUCUAUUCAUUAACAAUAAAUAAAUGUUGGACAACUAUAAAUAACAAAAAUGUUUAAAAAAGAUGUUGACUUAAAUAAAAUAUUCCUCGUGCAAAAAAUAUAAAGAUCUGUUCAUCUCAAUAAUUUAAUGGAAAUAAUUUGAAAUCUAAAUAUUCUCAUCUACGAAUAUGUGUGAAGCGCUCUAUAAAAAAAAACUCGCUGAACUAGUGACAUAACUAGAUGGCUUUUGUCGGAAGGUUAGUCAGUCACAUAAUUUUGAGUCGGAAAACUUAUACAUGUGUCAGAAGUUCGGUAUUAGCAAACGUUUGUUUAGCACUUCGUAAUUGAGACAUCAGCCCACAGAAGAGAACUUUGCCGAGAAGAUUCUUUAAAGUAAGGUUGCCGACGCCAUGUCGCCGGGCUGGGUUGACCUAUCGACUGGUUCGGUGUAUAAUGCGCUCUAUGAGAGUGAAGGAAGAGAGAGUGCACCUGUGUAUUGCGAACACACUUGUGCACUAUAUUUACUGCGGAAUUGGCUAAUCUAUUAGAUUGUCCGUCGUAGCCGAAAUUCGGUUAGGGAGAAUCAAAUCAAAUGCGCUCUAUUAGGACAAAGCCAAUGCUAUUAAUGUAUAUAUGGCAGUUUAAAAUGCUACAUCUGUCACGACUUGUUCUUACGUAUUAUUGCCCAACAUUUAUGUAGGAAUGUUAAUGAGUAUAUUUUACGCAAAAUACCUAAAUCUAUCAUUUUAUAAGUAAUAAAUGUGAUUUUUGAUUAUGUACAAUAACGUUAUUAAGUUCUCCAAGAAUUCUCAAGUAAAUAAUAAAGUUAAUCUUUAAGGUUAAUUUGUAACGAAAUUAAUUUGCUAUGUGAUACAUAUUUAGUUCCUGUGAAUCUAUGUAGCGAGAAAUAUCAUAUAUUUUAUCACUCAUGCUGCUUCAAACUGAAUCAUAUUGUCAUGUCACUAAAGCUUAAAAUGAAAAAUGUAAAAAUUUCAGAAAUUGCAGACUUAAAUAUCACAAAGUAUGAAGAAAAACAUGCUUCUUCUGUUUAAAAUGCGAUAUGUAACCGAAAUAAAUUUAUUUUUAUAAUUUUAAUGUGAUGCUACUUCAAUAAAAAUCAUAGAAAUGAUUCAAUAUAUUUUGAUAUCAAGUCGGCAAGACAAUAUGUUUUAGUUAAUACUUAUAUUAUCUGAAUACAACGAAACUUCAAUAUAUUUUAUUUUUAACUGUAUCUGUAGUUUAAUGUAGACCAGUUUCAAAGUAAGAACUUAUUCAAAGUAACUGUUUCGAUGCUGAUUGCGGAAUAAAGCUUCGGGAGUUACCCCGAAUUUUACCUUAGUUUAUUUAUUUAUAUAAAUGUAAGUGCGAACAUAACACUAUUAUUAUUAUCAGAAUAACUUACGUAUGGAACGUACCUUAUAAUCAUAAAUUAUUAUUUAUAAAAAAAUGUAUGGAAAGAAUGUUUGUUAAAAAUAUUAUUCAUUUUAAUUGAAUUUAAUAAUAUAAUUUAAUCUUUCUUAUAUUAUUAAUUGUGCCAAAAUGAACAACAAAAUUCCUUCAAGCCACUAAUUUUAUAUUCGUUUUAUUGUUUAAUUUUAUUGAAUUUUUAGAACAGCUGUUUCCUCGCGAAGUCUGCUUACCGCGAACCUGCAAACUACAUAGUAAUAACUGUAAAUAAUUAUGUAAAAUAAAUAUAUUUACAUGUCCCUAUUAUAAAAGAAUUGUGUGAUCCUUAGGAUAUAGUAGUCGAGACUUAGCCAAAAUAAUUUUUAUUGUCAUUUGUUUGUGUACGGAAAUUGUAAUUUUGCAAUUUCUGCUACGGUCGCCCAGAGGAAAUGUCAUUUUAUAUUUAUAUUUUCAUUUAGAACUUUUUUUUAUGAAGUUGCAACACUUUCGUACAAAAAAUUCCCCUAUCACGCGAUAGUCUGCUUGAGUUAAUUAAUUGUAGAGAAAUAUAUAUGUAUGAUAUUAGAUUAGUUCGCAUAAUACUCUUCAAAUUUCAAUUAUUAAAAUGCUAUAAACUACGCAUGAGAAAUCACAAUGUAUUUAAAUAAUAAUUUUGUUCAAAGCAUGUUGCGCAUAGAAAAUAAAUAUUUAAUUGAAUGUAUUGCCGCAAAUUUUCUCUGGACGACCUGUAAAGAUAUAAGUAUGUAAACUUUAGAGUAACUUAGAAACACAAAGCGAUUACAAUAUUACAAAGGAAUUAAUAGAUAAUUGUGAAAUACAACUACAUUAUACUAGUAGUAAAAGUAAUGUACUCUCAAAUAAAUCAUCUCGAUAAUGUAACACAAUCAACAUAAAUAGAUAAUUUGUUAAAUAACAUAAAUAUAUCGCACAUUAAAUAAAAAAACCGAGUUAGUUCUGACACUUGGAAAUUGGAUGAACUCAAAUUGAAAUCCAGAAUACGCUAACCUGUAACAGUGAUUGCUUCCUUAUUUUUAUACGUAUUCAUUUGUAGGUUCGUGAUAACUUAAACUCAUCUUAAUUGGUGAUAAAAUCUACUCGUAAUGUCGUUCAUUUGGUAUCCAAAAAUACUACUUUUGUAGAUUACAAAUAUUUAAUUCUAUAACGAUAAUGUGAUCAGUAUUCUUUUUUUAAGUUAUAAAAAUAAAUCCACAAUAUAAUAAUACAGUAGAUAGCAGUAAAGCUAAAAUUAUAUCGGAAAAUAAACGAACAGCUAUUAUAUUUAAAUUAAGAAUUAAAGCCGAUAUUUAAACAAUAGUAUUUGAAAAGAUAUAGUAAUUAAUUAUGUUUAGUAUUAUAUUUUAUUGUUUAAUAAUGAGGGAAUUGAUUUUUAUAAUAUAUUAUUUAUUUUUAAAUAUCCAUUUACACUUUACAAAAGUGACGAAU
Messenger RNA from Manduca sexta (tobacco hornworm), 4085 nucleotides. RefSeq lists its product as uncharacterized. Lineage: Eukaryota; Metazoa; Arthropoda; Insecta; Lepidoptera; Sphingidae. The record is from RefSeq and is a predicted model, not a curated record.